AUUUUGCUAUUGUUUUUUACUUGAAUAGCUUAAAUAUACUUGAAAGAUAUUUUGUGCGCCGACGUAUUAUCUCUUCAAACAUCGCUGCAAUAUUUCCUCAAUACUGCGUCCACGAUUUUAUUAUUUAUUUUUCCAUUCUCUAUCACAAAUACAUCUAGAGAAGGCAAAUUCUUCAAAAACUAAAAAUUGAAAGCCUCUUUUUGAACAGUUCUUCAAGAUUAAGUUGCAAGUUGAUAUAAUGGCUACUACCAACACGGACACGGGUGACACCACACUUCUUGCGUCUACAACAGAAAUGCAAGGCGAUGAAGCAGAUUCUUUGAAUGUGUUGGCCCCACGCGAAGCACUUAUAACGACUGCUGUAAACUUUUUACAAAAUGCUAAAGUGCGGCACACAACUCUCAUGCAAAAGCGGCAAUUUUUACACUCAAAAGGUUUAACUCAUGAAGAAAUAGAACUUGCUUGCCAGCGUGCUGGUAUUUUUACGAGUGAUGCCAAAAUGCUGCCGCAGGUGAUCAAUAUGGGUAUCAGUAGUUCGGCGCAUCCGCAGUUGGCUUUACAGCCAAGACAAACCGCUUACGGUCGCAUCAAAGAAGUGUUGCACAAUUUAGCACUCCUUGGUGGUGUAGCAUACGCAAUUUACUUGUUUUGGAAGAAAUAUGUAGAACCAUACAUUUUUGGCAAGAAAAAGAAGCCAGUUGAGGAUGCGCUUGAAGAUAUCGACAAAAAGGUCGAUUCACGCCUGGACGAGGUGACUGUAGAACUCAGUAGGAUUAAGGAACAGCUACAAGACCAGCAGCGCGAACAACGUCAGAGACUAAACCAAGAAUUUAAUAUUUUUCGAAGUGAUUUAGAUGCUAUAAAAGGAUUACUACUCAAUCGCAAACAAUUUGCCGUUCCCCUAGCUGCCGGCCCGCCCUCAAUACCAGCUUGGCAGCUGGCUGCCACUCCACAUCACCAUCACACACGACUUUCACAAUCAGAUGAUAACGAAAAAGUAGAUGAUGCUGGCUCCGGUUCGGGUUCAUCCGAAACAGAAGUAGUCACAAAAAAUAGUGAUUCCAGUUUAGAAAUGAUGUAGAAGUAUGCAUUCUUCUACACCUUUUGCUGCUGCUUUGUGGAAGAAGUGCAUCAGUAACACAUAUGUGAAUAAGAUUAAGUUAAAAAGAUAAAAGCACUGUGUCAAAAUUAAUCACACACAUCUCAAUGACCAUAUAUAAUACAUAUUUACGUACAUGGGCGUGUAUGUAUGCAUUUACAUUGGAUAAUGCCAAUCCAAUAAAAAAGUCUAUGAAGAUAAAAAUCUUUUUAA
Messenger RNA from Anastrepha obliqua, 1312 nucleotides. RefSeq names its product peroxisomal membrane protein PEX14 (gene Pex14). The transcript is spliced from 4 exons. Gene Ontology annotation, biological process: protein import into peroxisome matrix, docking. The record is from RefSeq and is a predicted model, not a curated record. NCBI's taxonomy places the organism in Eukaryota, Metazoa, Arthropoda, Insecta, Diptera, Tephritidae. Gene Ontology annotation, molecular function: signaling receptor binding. The coding region runs from base 239 to 1081 and encodes 280 amino acids. Gene Ontology annotation, cellular component: peroxisomal importomer complex; peroxisomal membrane.